GUUAAUUGUCAGGAAUAUUAUUAAUAAGUCUGUGUCUGCAGUCUGGCUAUUUUCAUUUCAGGCAGAAGCGCCAGUACUCUCUUCGAUCUUUUGUCCAACUUUUGAGAGAGAGAGAGAGAGAGAGAGAGAGAGAGAGAGAGAGAGAGAGAGAGAGAGAGAGAGAGGUUGACGAUGAAGGAGAUGAUGAAUAACCAUGAUCAAGCUCUGAGAAACGGAACUGGUGCUGGUGUUGCUGGUGCUGCAGAGGCUGCGAGGGUUUCGACUUCUAGAAUAUCAUCUCUGCUGGCCUCCCCAGAUCGUGAUUAUCUUCUUUCUCCAUCUGGAAAUCAGGUGAAAGUUUCUGAUCUUGAUGGGAAGAUAAUAGGGCUCUACUUCUCGGCCAAUUGGUACCCUCCAUGCUGGAACUUCAACCAACUCUUAGUCGGCAUCUAUAAUCAGCUCAAGAACAAUACCACUACUGGUUCUAGGUUUGAAAUCGUGUACAUAUCAUCUGAUGAAGACUCUGAUGCCUUUAACGGCUACCACGGUUGCAUGCCGUGGCCAGCAAUUCCUUUUUCCGAUUUGGAGAUCAAGAAAGCUCUGAAUCGAAAAUUUGAGAUAGAGGGAAUUCCGAGCCUGGUUAUUCUGCAACCUAGUGAUUGCAAGGAUGGUGAUGAGGCUACGUUGCGUGAUGGAGUUGAGAUCAUUUAUCGCUAUGGUGUCCAAGCCUUUCCUUUUACUAAACAGAGGCUGGAACAGUUGGAGAAAGAAGAGAAAGAGAAACAUGAGAACCAGACCUUGACCAAUCUGCUAACAAACCACAACAGACACUAUCUUCUGGGCCAUCAGACGCCAAAUCAGGUCCCUGUGGCUUCAUUGAUAGGCAAGACAAUUGGACUCUACUUUUCAGCUCAGUGGUGCAUUCCAUGUGUUAAUUUCACCCCUCGGCUUGUCUCAAUCUACAAGAAGAUUAAAGAGCAAAUGCAAGUAGGUGAUCGGCAACAAGAUGGAGAGGACUUCGAGAUAGUGUUUGUUUCAAGUGAUCGCGAUAGAACAUCCUUCGAAGCAUACUUCAGCACCAUGCAAUGGCUAGCAUUACCCUUUGAUGAUCCCAACAUCAAAGAGCUCGUUAAGCAUUUCGAUGUCAAAGGUAUUCCUUGUUUGGUAAUUUUAGGGCCGGAUGGUAAAACUGUCACCAAGCACGGUAGAAAUCUGAUCAACUUGUACAAGGAAAAUGCUUAUCCCUUCACUGCUGCAAAGUUGGAAUCGUUGGAGAAGAAAAUGGAUGAAGAGGCCAAGGCUCUGCCGCGGUCGGUGUACCAUGUAGGACAUAGGCAUGAGCUGAAUUUGGUGUCGGAAGGCAACGGCGGAGGACCCUUUAUAUGUUGCGACUGUGAUGAACAAGGAUGCGGUUGGGCUUAUCAGUGUCUUGAAUGCGGAUAUGAGGUGCACCCCAAGUGUGUCACUGCUACUACUGGUGCAGUCAGUGCAUGAUUCAUCUAUUGGUUUGGGCGCUAAUCAAUUUGCUAAUUAUACUAAAGUGAUGGUUGCUCUGCUAUGAAAGCCUAUUAUAGUUCUGGUCUGUUGUUUAAUUUGGUUUUAGGAAUGACUGUUCCCUGGGAUUGGAUCAUUAAUUUUUAAAAGUGUGAUGUGAUUCUUAUUCUAAAAUUCUCAAGUAAUUGACACUACAUUGUUCGAUGA
Molecule: messenger RNA, 1680 nt
Organism: Argentina anserina (silverweed cinquefoil)
Lineage: Eukaryota; Viridiplantae; Streptophyta; Magnoliopsida; Rosales; Rosaceae
Product: probable nucleoredoxin 2
Exons: 3
Coding region: 172-1473 (433 amino acids)
Source: RefSeq, a predicted model, not a curated record